AUGGCUUCCAACGUGAUUGACCUCAUCUCAUCAAGUCCGCCGAGAGGUGUCCUGCGGCCGCCCAAGCAGGCGGCAGCCCGGCCCGACGCCGGCGCGUCCGGCCUGCCGCACAUCGAGAUUCACUCGGACGACUUUUGCAGCAGCGGUGACGACAUCGUUGAUAACAGCAGGCCUGUGGAUGAGCACGGCGCAAAACGGCCGCGCUUGUCUGUCGAAGGCGCCGAUGACCGGCAGUGCCGCCCCUCAGCCCCUUCCAUCGUGAAGCCCUCGUGUCAUACAAAUGGCCGGAACCUAAAGACAACUCCGGGGGAUAUCGAAUUCAUCAGCUCUAUCGGCUCCCAAACACUGGCUUCUCCCAACCCCCGCACGACCAGCUUAAAAAGGAGCAGGACAGAGCCAGCGCUGCCAAGUUCGGAUCCGUUUGCCAGCUCGCCGCCGGCGAGAGUUACUACCACAUUGGCAACUGCUCGAAUUGCCCAAGAUCUCUUGUCAGAUCCUUUCGCCAGUUCAUCGCCCAUCAGAGGGGUCGUUCCCAAUCGCACGGCAAAUACAGUACUUGCUCGGGGGUCGGAAAAUACCCAACUCGCUCAAUAUCCUUCAUCGGACCCAUUCGCUACUUCGUCGCCCGUGAGAAUAAUCGCUUCUACUCGCGCGCCCAACACAACACUCGCUCAGGAACCGACAUGCCAAAAACGUACAGCAGCUGCCUGGGACCCCAUAUCUAGCUCAGCUCCAUGCUCUUCUGCGCCUCCCAAGGUUGCAGAUGUACCAUCAAAUCGCUUAUCUCGAAGCCCAUCUAUCAUCAGUAUUGGGGACUCAUCAGCACCCAGCGAUGAUGACCUACCAACCAUUAACAAAUUUGACCUGUCACAAGGCCGGUCUUCACACUACAAUUAUCUGUCCGCUUCAGCCCCCAAGGCCAGUUCAACAACCAAAUCGAAGCGCAAGGUCUCUGAUCCUAAGCCCCAAAAAGUGCGGCAGACGGUCGAUUCAGCUCAACGCGCGGCAGCAGCAGCCCUUAAGAAGCAGCAGAAACGCGAUGAACGCGAACGAGCGAAGGAAGAGCGGCAGCGAGAAAGAGAUGUCGCUGCUGCUAUCGUGGAGGUUAACAAAGCCAAGGGAAACAGGAAGGUGUCUACCAAAGAAAUGAUUGUGGACAUACCAUCAUGCCUCCCAUCGACAAUCAAAGUGCAGCUGGAAGCGUUGCUCGAUGGACUGGAGGUGCAACAUCGAGACUAUGACAGCGUGGACCACAACAUCGUCAAAUGGCGUCGCAAGGUCAACAGCAAAUUUGACGACGAGUCAGGCCAGUGGGUUCCUAUGCCGCUACGCAUAGAAACAGAGGAUCAUGCUCUGGUGUUCCUCGCUGCAGAGGAUAUGGUGAAGCUUGCCUUGGGCGAUAGUCUAGACGAGCACCUGACCUCGCUUCGAAACCAAUGUCCGAACGCAAAACUGAUUUACAUCUUACAAGGCGUCGUGACCUGGAUGAAGAAGAACCGCAAUCUACGCAACCGACAGUUUGCGGCUGGUGUUCGAUCACAGACUGAAAGCCAGCCUGCACCCGGACGAAGGCGAGCUGAUCUAGCCGAGUACGUUGACGAGGACCUGGUGGAAGACGCCAUCCUCCGGUUACAGGUCGAGCACGACGUCCUUAUACAUCACACGGCCAUACCGCUCGAGACGGCGCAAUGGAUUUCCAUCUUUACGCAGAACAUUUCCACCAUUCCGUACAAGCGGCAAAAGGCCGAAGACACGGCCGGAGCGCGCUUCUGCAUGGAUAACGGGCAGGUCAAGACGGGCGAGAACGCGCAGGAUACCUACGUGCGCAUGCUACAGGAAAUCUUUCGCGUGACGGCCCCUAUUGCCUACGGCGUGGCGUCCGAAUUUGACACCGUUACGAAGCUGGUAGAGGGGCUGCAGGCGCAAGGGCCCAACGCCUUGGAAGAAGUCCGCAAGAGUGCCAACAAGGACGGUGCGCUCUCGGAUCGGGCGAUUGGACAGGCCACGAGCAAACGCUUUUACAAGAUAUUUACAGGCACGGACGAGACUAGCACGGAUGUAUGA
Molecule: messenger RNA, 2064 nt
Organism: Cordyceps fumosorosea ARSEF 2679
Lineage: Eukaryota; Fungi; Ascomycota; Sordariomycetes; Hypocreales; Cordycipitaceae
Product: ERCC4 domain protein
Exons: 1
Coding region: 1-2064 (687 amino acids)
Biological process (GO): resolution of meiotic recombination intermediates; double-strand break repair; mitotic intra-S DNA damage checkpoint signaling
Cellular component (GO): Holliday junction resolvase complex; nucleus
Molecular function (GO): nuclease activity; DNA binding
Source: RefSeq, a predicted model, not a curated record